Molecule: messenger RNA, 1404 nt
Organism: Alligator sinensis (Chinese alligator)
Lineage: Eukaryota; Metazoa; Chordata; Crocodylia; Alligatoridae
Gene: ZMAT4
Product: zinc finger matrin-type 4
Exons: 8
Coding region: 292-981 (229 amino acids)
Cellular component (GO): nucleus
Molecular function (GO): zinc ion binding; nucleic acid binding
Source: RefSeq, a predicted model, not a curated record
AGCCCUGGGACGGGGCAUGUUCCAGAAAGAAUCAAGCUCCUGUAGGUGUUAGGGUGCCAGUGGACGGACGGGGUCCCUGAGUCACUCCUCAGCUGCACUGGCCUAGGGACUGCCUUUCAGAUGACUUUUGCAGUUGAGUUGGGGACCCAACAGCGCUUCUAGCUGGAGCUGAGAGCCCUCCCAUGUUUCAUCCUAUCCGGAGUUGUCAACGGUGAUGGUGCUUGCUAAUCGAUUAUACUGGGAAGGCAACCAAAGAUCCCCAAGGCAGACUGAGACCCUGCUGUAUUACAGAUGAAGUCAUCUGACAUCGACCAGGAACUCUUCACUGAAAGCUAUUGCAAAGUCUGCAGUGCUCAGCUGAUAUCUGAAUCUCAGCGGGUGGCUCAUUAUGAGAGUCGGAAGCAUGCAAGCAAAGUGCGUCUUUAUUACAUGCUCCACCCCGUCGAUGGAGGCUGUCCAGCCAAGAAGCUGCGAUCAGAAAAUGGCAGUGACAGCGACUUGGUGGAUAAGAACAAGUGCUGCACACUCUGUAACAUGUCCUUCACCUCUGCAGUGGUGGCUGAAUCUCAUUACCAAGGGAAAAUCCAUGCCAAAAGGUUAAAACUGUUACUAGGCGAACAACCAGCAUUAAAGGCCACAGAAACCACGCUGAGUUCGCUCAAGCAGCCGCACGUGGACAGCUCUCCCGUCAUCCCUUCGCCUCAUCAGAGAAGAGACUCGGACAGAUACUGCCAGCUCUGCGCCGCCUGGUUCAACAACCCCGUGAUGGCCCAGCAGCAUUACGAUGGCAAGAAGCACAAAAAGAACGCAGCCCGGGCUGACUUACUCGAACAGCUAGGGAAAACGCUGGACUUGGGAGAGUUGAGAGGUCUGAAGCGCAGUUACACGUGUAACAUCUGCAAUGUCACGCUGAACUCAAUAGAACAGUACCACGCUCACCUGAAGGGCUCCAAACAUCAGACCAACCUGAAGAAUCAGUAGCAGUUCAUCGAUCACGCGGCGGGAAAAUUUCUUCUGCAAAGAAGAACCGACUAACCAACAGAGAGGAUGCUUUCUUGGACAAUGAGCAUUGCCUUGGUGGAGUCAUUAAUUAACGCACCUACUCUUCGCUUUGGACAAAUGAAUGGAUUUCCUUUUUUUAAAUUCUGUGGUGAGUUAAAAUGUCUGGAUGGAUUUUUUUACCCGUUCGAGAUAAUAUAAUCCACAUGCCGUCUAAAGUAUGACAAAUAUCCUGUAAGAAACAGCAUUUAAGCAUCAUUCAUCCUCAAAGACAGUGGAAACAAUAUUUUACUUUUUUCCUAUUUAUUCUUAGGUUUCUUUCGAGAGUAUAAAGCGGUUCUAUUAAAUUAUCCAUGAUUGUGAUGUAAGCAGUCUUCAGCCAGAAAUAAACUUGAUUUCCUCACC